Molecule: messenger RNA, 1419 nt
Organism: Gadus chalcogrammus (walleye pollock)
Lineage: Eukaryota; Metazoa; Chordata; Actinopteri; Gadiformes; Gadidae
Exons: 7
Coding region: 257-1261 (334 amino acids)
Biological process (GO): positive regulation of ERK1 and ERK2 cascade; interleukin-15-mediated signaling pathway; T cell activation
Cellular component (GO): membrane raft; external side of plasma membrane
Molecular function (GO): protein tyrosine kinase binding; MHC class II protein binding
Source: RefSeq, a predicted model, not a curated record
GCUAUAAAUAAAAAUGCAUUCCACACCGUCAUUGAGAUAAUUUCCGUUGCUCUUUAUUCAGCGAUAUGACGUACUAAUAUACUAUGAGCAUAUUAGGGAAGUAACCCUGGGACCUAACAAAUAAGGAGGUAAUGCCAAGUCUGGGGUCAGAGAAUGUUGGCAAAUUCAGGAAGCUGUUUCUGUGUUGACUAAGACUACAUCAUACGGAACACGAAAGAAACAGGACUCUGUCUCGGUAAUAAAGCGUAGAAACGACAUGUUUGGUGUUUCUCUUUGUUCCAUCGGGCUGCUACUUAUUGCCCUCAUUCACACCGCUGUAACCAAAGAACACCUCGUGAUGGGGGGAGUGGGUCACACAGUUAUCCUGCCAUGUCUCUCGUCUUUGGAGGGAUCCUGCUCAGACAUACGAUGGUUUCAUAACAAGAAAAGUGGUACAACCCGUGUCGCUAGUAUCUCCAGAAGAGAAGAUUCAAACACUGGUAGAUUUAACAUUGUGUCUAAUUGUUCCUUACACAUCAACAACAUCACCGAAGUGGAUGUCGGAAUAUAUUGGUGCAGUAAAGAUCAGGAUGACUUGCAAUAUCUGUCUCUUAUCACUGUUUCCUCCCAGCUGAGGUCUCGAAUGUUCCCCGGAGCCAACGUUACCUUAAGCUGUAGUCUGGUCACGUUCGAGGGGUCUGGUUGGUGUUUCAGCCCUCUGUAUCAAGGUAUGUCUCUCAAGUGGCAGGAUGAUAAUCGACCGGACUACAUCCUCGCCGAACAGAGGAUCAACAGAUGUGCUGUCCGGCUGAAUGUCAUCCUUCAGCCGGACAGCCGCUUCAGCUGCCUGGCUUUGGUCAACCGCCAGGUCAAGAACAGGGUGGAGUUCCCCGUCCGUAUCCGAGUUAAGGGAAGAGGCCUUCCCAUGCCUAACUCAGAAAACGACGAUCAAGGUCAUGAUGGGGGAUCCAAUGUAGCUGACGGGGACGGUGGCAACAGAGAGGUGAUCAUCUCUAUGGCAGUAGUGGGCUGUGCCAUGACAUUGGUGCUGGCUCUGAUCCUAAUGAAGAAAAAGAAGAAGAAGAGGAAACCAAAUGACCAGCUUGUUGCCCGUACAGAGACUCCCCUGAAUGAUAAUACUGUAAUAAAUGCUGAUGUGGCUGCCACUGCAGAGGAUGUCACCUACGCUGACGUAACGUUUACCAGCAUGGCGGACAGGAAGUGGGAGACAGGGAGUGAAGACACCGUUUAUGCUGGCAUACAACCCAUCGGUCGUUUUUAAAACUGCAUGUAAGAUGUGCUAUGGUCCCUGAUCAGUCCAUACCACUAUGAUAUAACCCGGCCACUACAUCACAUUUCAUCUAAAAUAAUUUGUUUUAGGCAGGCCCGCCACUCUCUAUACGCAGAGUACGCAGAGUGCGUAGGGCAGAAAGUACCUGG